This is a messenger RNA of Triticum turgidum subsp. durum (durum wheat), 333 nucleotides long. NCBI's taxonomy places the organism in Eukaryota, Viridiplantae, Streptophyta, Magnoliopsida, Poales, Poaceae. The record is from the annotation of a GenBank genome assembly.
AUGAAGGGAGGAACUGCUUCUACUUUUCUUCUGAAAUCUCAAUGCCAUGUCUUGAUUUUCAGAGGCCAGCGUUCUCGAGUGGCAGAGCGGAGCCGUUUGCCUAGCGGGUCGAGCAGGUCAUCAAGGGACAGCUUAAUGCAUAUUUCUACAAUCAAAGAAGGCAAGGACGAGGCGGAGGAGUUCCUGAAGAUGGCCAAGGAGAAGACUGACGACGUUGCCGAGGGCGCAAAGGAGACAGUGCAGGAGACCAAGGAGGUGGUGCUCGGCGAGUCCGACGAUGACAUGGACAAGUUCAAGCAGCAGGUCGAGCAGGGGAGCUACGAUCAGAAAUAA